AUGAUUUGUGACUUCUGAAAAAAAAACAAAAAAAAAACUUCUGCCAGCUAGAAGCCUUCUGAAGCUCUGAAGUGAACAGCAAUGUCUUGAAUUCUCACACCUGACAUGCCUCAGAGCUGACCCAAAGGUCUAAUGCAGCUGGGCAAGUAGGGACAUGUUCCCCGAGCAUACAAGACACCAGAGCCUCAGAAGACCACGGCAACUCUAAGUUACACCUCCCAGUUUCUGCAGAAGAAAUUUCAGGUACCAUGCUCAGUGGUUAGAAGACAGAAUGCUGAGCUCUGUGAACUUGAACAAUGUGACAUAUCUGAACCCGAGAACUGUAAUAUUGAUUGGAAUUCCUGGACUAGAGCAUGCACAGUUUUGGAUUGGAUUUCCAUUCUUUACAGUGUGUCUGGUGGCUCUUUUGGGAAAUAUCAUUUUAUUAAUCAUCAUCCCAGCUGAGCGUAGCUUACAUCAGCCCAUGUACAUCUUCCUGGCUGUGCUGGCAGCUACAGAUAUAGGACUUUGUGCAGCCAUUGCCCCCAAAAUGUUGGCCAUAUUUUGGUUCAGGGCUUAUUCAAUGGCCUUUGAUGCCUGCCUAGCCCAGCUGUUCUUCAUCCAUACCCUGCAGUGCAUGGAGUCUGGUAUUCUAUUGGCAAUGGCUUUUGAUCGCUACAUUGCCAUCUGUGAUCCUCUGAGGCACACAUCUAUCCUUACACCUUCAAUCCUAGGUCGGAUGAUAGUGGUGGUGGUAAUUCGAGCAGUAGUGCUAGUUGGCCUGUUACCUCUUCUAAUAAAAAGACUGCACCAUUUUUGGACCAUUCAAAUUGCCCACUCUUACUGUGAACACAUGGCUGUGGUGAAGCUGGCAGCAGAUGAUGUGAAGGUCAAUAAGAUAUGUGGUCUCUUUGUGGGGUUUAGCAUUCUGGGAUUUGACAUGGUUUUUAUCCUCAUAUCUUAUGCCCUGAUUUUCCAGGCUGUUUUCCGCCUCCAACAGAAGGAGGCAAGGCUCAAAGCCUUCAACACCUGCACAGCUCAUAUUUUUGUUUUUCUAGAGUUUUAUAUUCUUGCCUUCUUCUCCUUUUUCAGCCACCGUUUUGGUCAUGUUGUUCCCUCCACCCACAUUCUUCUGUCCACCAUCUACCUCCUCUUGCCCCCUGCUCUCAACCCUAUUGUCUAUGGAGUGAAAAACAUGGUCAUUCGAAGGCGUGUGGUACAGAUUUUCCUUCUGAAUCGUGGAUGUCAGUAGGGAUCGCCAGACAGUUACUGUCUUGCAGAAAAGGCUGUUUCAAUGUAGAAAUGGCUAGAGUUUUUUCUCUGUGCUCACUAUAGGGCUUCACCUCUUCCUCUUGGAACAUAAAGAAAUUCAAUUCCACAAUUAUAGAUGGACUAAAUAAAAAACUAUACAGAAUUAGACUGAUUUUACAUCUCCAUUUCUGUUUUAUU
This is a messenger RNA of Apodemus sylvaticus (European woodmouse), 1428 nucleotides long. RefSeq names its product olfactory receptor 52A1-like. The transcript has 2 exons. The record is from RefSeq and is a predicted model, not a curated record. Gene Ontology annotation, cellular component: membrane. NCBI's taxonomy places the organism in Eukaryota, Metazoa, Chordata, Mammalia, Rodentia, Muridae. Gene Ontology annotation, molecular function: olfactory receptor activity; G protein-coupled receptor activity. Gene Ontology annotation, biological process: G protein-coupled receptor signaling pathway. The coding region runs from base 272 to 1231 and encodes 319 amino acids.